AUGAUGAUUAAUACCAAAAGUUUCUUCUAUUUGAUUUUCAUUCCUUCAACUUUUGGUUGGCCACAAAUCAAUCUCGAACGUACUGACUGGACAUAUGAUAUAGAAAAGUAUAAUAAUCUGCAACAUGAUUGUCUUCUGGUCGCAUCGACAACAGAAUUCGUAUUUAAUGCCCGGCAGGUAAUCGCGUACUGUUUAACCGAAUCGUCGCCGAAAUGGAACAUACGACCGAAUACGGUCAAUCAAAACGUAACUUUUGCUGAACUUUACCAUCAAGGUGUCAUCUGGAAACAGUUAUAUCUGUGGUCAGCACCUCUUGAUACAAUCGAACGUUAUCAAAUCUAUCUCAGUCAACGAGAAAUAUCAAUGGAUAACGAUGUCUUUUAUAAUUGCACAUCACCCAGAUUCGGCCCACAAUGUCAAUAUUCAUUCGAUAUUCCCGGUUUAAAUUAUUCAUCAGUAUUCGAAUUAGUUCACAAAUUUUAUAUAAAACCGUAUGACCCAGAGACGAUAACCUGCUAUAUUGACAUAGAAUGUGAUCUUGGCUCGGCAGCACGCUGUCUCGAUUGGACCGAUGUUUGCGAUGGUGUCGUGGACUGUUUAAAUGACCAAAUCGAUGAAAAACAUUGUUGGCAAAUGAGCGUUAAUGAGUGUCAAGAGCAGGAAUUUCGCUGUGGAGAUGGACAGUGCAUCCCAAUGGAGUUUUCGAAAGACAAUGAAUAUAUUUUUGACUGUCUCGAUAAAUCGGAUCUUGGCAAACUUACUAACCAAAUGGGCUUUUUUCCGUACACUAGCAUUCCUUCCUUCUAUACGGAAGAUAUUAAGUGUUCCAGAGAUUCCCCUCAAAAAGAAACAGAUCCGACUAGCUCAUGUGUACACAAGCGUAGAGAACUACUAAUGAAGUUGAUGGUCCUAGAAUCACCGAAUUCCAUAACGAGCGAUUGUUGGUCGCUGUUAAGAUGUCAUCUUAAAAUAUUCAGUACAUUCGAUUCAAUGUGCAAAGGUAUUAAUUAUAACAAUAAAUCGAUCGAAUUAAUAAAUAAAACAUGUCCUGAUUUAUUAUUCAUCGACACUGUGCUCUCGCUCUUUGGUCAUGUUCAUUUCGUCUAUGAAAAAGAGUUCAUCCUAAACUCAACGGACAAUAUCAAGCCUCAUUACAUUUGCUACGACAAUCGACUUUGUGACGGGUUUUAUUCAAACAGAACAAUAUUAUCAUUUAACGAUCGCACGUGUCGUCGCCCAGAAGAUUUUCCUCUUCAAUUCGAUCACGAUAUAUCCAUGACUUCAUAUCGACGGCUUCUAAGUGAACAAUUAUAUCACUGCAAUACCAUUUUUUAUCAUGAUUUGUCCAUCUGUAAUCAUCCGAUGAUGUACAAAUGUAAGAAUUCAUCAAAAUGCAUUUCACAUCGUCAGCUCUGCGACAACAAGAACGACUGUGACUACAAAGAUGAUGAGCAAUGUUUGAUAGUUAAUGGAAUUUGCUCCGUAGCUGAUUCUCCGAUGCUCUUUAAAUGUAUGUCGAUCAAUAGAUGUGUGCCGAUGAAUCGAGUUGCUAAUAACAUUUAUCGCGGUGGUACAGGUAUGCCAUCCAUACAAUGUGACGUUGGUUCCAUUGAUAUCAGUAAUUUCGGAGAACGUAUAAACUUUGCAGGACUAUGCGAUGGCGAAGUACAUAUAGGUCCCAUCGUCAUCGAUAACAAAAAUGAAACCGAUGAAACUGAAUGCACACAUUGGUCAUGUCAUAAUUACUACACUGAAUGUGAUGGUGUGUGGAAUUGUGCGAAUGGAGCUGACGAAGCCCACUGUUAUGGAAAAUUUUCGUACGAAUGUCCACUUUAUCAUCAUAUAUGCAUUUCACCUGUUACAUACAAUUUAACGUGUUUACCAUUUGAAAAAGCUAAUGACGGAAUCAUCGAUUGUCUUGGUGCUACGGAUGAGCCAGCAGUGUGUCGACGAGGUCUUCAAGAGCUUACUACAAGGUAUUUUCAUUGCAAAAAUGAUUCAAGUCCAAAGUGUAUAACAGAGGGUUGGUGCUUGAAGUCUAAGCGAUGUAUGCAUAAAGAUGAGGAGCCACUCUGCGACAAAGCUCGAAUCUCUGACAACUCCGUCUGUGAUUGUCAACGUGAAAGUUCUUCUGCGAUUAAUACAUUCUUCUGUAGCCGUUUUUGUCCGAAAGCUUCGAAGCGUACCUUUAAAUUAUCAGAAAGCAUGCGAUUUCCGAAAGAACUGGCAGUACAGCAAAGUAAGGACUCAAUAUACGAACAUCCAUUUGGUACGGUCAGCUUUCUUCAAACGAUUCAUGGAUAUAAUCAACGUUGCCAUCGUGGCAUUCCAUUACGCAUCUGGCUCGAUCACAAAAAUAAUUUGUCUAAAGAAGGUUGUCUUUGUCCUCCUAGUUAUUACGGUGAAAUUUGUCAAUACCAAAACCAACGUGUUAGCCUAACAGUUCGAUUUCGAGCUUUUAGUGAUUCUCGCCGUACUCUAUUUAUCAUUCUUUUCUCACUGAUCGAUAUCGAUGAUAAUGAACGACACAUUGAAAGUUAUGAGCAGCAUACGUAUCUCUAUUCGAAACAUUGUUCAAUCAAGUACAAUGUUUAUCUCCUGUAUCCAACUCGUCCAAAAAAUCCUCGUAAAAACUAUUCAAUUCAUAUUGAUGUUUAUGAAAAAAUUUCUUUAUCGUAUCGUGGAAGUUUCUUUCUGCCUAUUCCAUUCUCAUUCCUACCUGUCAAUCGUAUUGCGGUGCAAAUGAAUAUUUUACCGAAACAUCAAAUAACGAAGAAUUGUUUCAUCGAUUCAUGUUUACAUGGUCAAUGUGUCGAAUACAUGAAUGAGAAGACAAUUCAGUCGUUUUGUCGUUGUGAACAGGGCUGGUACGGGAAAUUCUGUAACAUCUCUCGCGUUUGCCAAUGCUCAUCGAAUUCCAUUUGUGCCGGUGUUUCUCGCAGCAACCAAUCGAUCUGUAUUUGUCCGAUGAAUCGAUGGGGUAAUCGAUGUUUACUUGAAAAUAACGUCUGUCAGCCGAGCGAUCAGAGCGAUAUUUGCCUUAACGGUGGCCAAUGCAUAGCUGAUGAUGAAAAAUUAAUGAUCGAUGAUCAAAUCAUUUGUAUUUGUCGGAAAGGAUAUGACGGGAAACGAUGUGAAAAUCGUGUUAAUCAAUUGAUUUUAUCAUUUCACAAAAAAAUUGAUCUACCACAAGCGAUGAUUGUUCAUUUUAUAUUUAUACCUACUAAUAUGAACGAGAUAUUUACAAACGGUUCAACUGUACAAGCUAUAUUUCCCUACCAAUCGACAACAAGUGUUUAUUGGCCUAACAAAUACCAUAUUUCAUUUGUUCAAUUAAGGAACAAUUACUAUCUAAUACUCGUUCAACAUCAGUACAAUACAACAGCAAUCGUUCAUCGACAGAUUCAUCCAUCAGAUCGUUGUAAACAUCUCAGUGAAGUGCUGGAUAAACACAUCGUUCAAUUGUACCUUGUUCGUCGAAUGAAAUAUUAUCAAAUUCCAUGCCAAAAAUAUGCCCCACAUCUACAAUGCUUUUAUGAUCAAGAUUAUUUCUGUUUUUGUUACAGUUCUGCUUACCAGCGCUUAGCGAAUUGUUUUCCAUUUAAAAGUAUAAUUCAGCAUGAUUGUUAUGGAUACAGUAUUUGUGAGAACAAUGCUCGAUGCAUACAAGACUCAUCAAUGUGCCCCAAAUCAACGAUAUGUGUUUGUCCGGAUUGUUAUCAUGGAACACGAUGUCAAUUUAGUUCGCAUUUAUUUGGCUUAUCACUUGAUGGAAUUAUUGGUUUUCAUAUUCAACCCUUUGUUAGUUUCACUUCUCAGACAUCAGUGGUAAAGAUCAGCUUGUGUUUAACAAUAAUUAUCAUUUUACUCGGCGUUGCAAACAGUAUACUCUCUUGGAUAACGUUUCAAGAUGAAGAAUCAAGAAAGAAUGGAUGUGGAUAUUAUCUGUUAGCAUCGUCAUUCGUUAUUUUAUUAACAAUGCUUGUUUUCGGAGUGAAAGUUAUCAUUUUACUUGUAUCACAGAUGACAUAUAUAUCCAAUGAGUUAUUUCUCAAAAUUCAAUGUCACACACUUGAUUUCUUCAUCCGACUAGGCCUGACUAUGGAUCAAUAUUUGAAUGCAUGUGUUGCUGUAGAACGCUUGUUCACUGUUAUCAAAGGAGUUAAUUUUGAUCAGAAGAAAAGCAAACGAGUAGCCAAAUAUACUGUCGUUUUUCUACUCAUUGGGAUUGCAACGACAAAUCUUCAUGAUCCAAUUCAUCGCCGAUUGAUUCAUGACAAUAAUGAAGAUGAUGUGGAAAUGGAAAAACGAAUUUGGUGUGUUGUGAAUUAUUCAUCGGCUGUUCGAACAUAUAGUUUGAUUAUAAAUUUAAUCCAUUUCUCAGCUCCAUUUAUGCUGAAUUUAAUAUCCGCUUUGUUGAUUAUUAAGAUGACAGCCAUGCAACGUACAACUGUUCGUACUACUGAAUCUUACCGAGACUUAUUACUAACACAAUUUCGUGAACUUAAACAUCUUCUCAUCGCUCCGAUAGUUCUCAUUAUUUUAGCAUUACCACGUUUUAUUCUUUCGUUUAUAUCAAAUUGUAUGAAAUCAACAAAUGAUGUCUGGUUACCAUUAAUGGGCUAUUUCAUCUCAUUUAUCCCUCCGAUGUUUACAUUGGUUCUAUUCAUUGUUCCAUCGGAACAUUAUAGAAAACAAUUUACCAAAUCCGUGAAGACCUUACGAACUACGGUUGCAUCCAAAAUACUACUCAAGCAAAAUUGA
Molecule: messenger RNA, 4764 nt
Organism: Adineta ricciae
Lineage: Eukaryota; Metazoa; Rotifera; Eurotatoria; Adinetida; Adinetidae
Source: the annotation of a GenBank genome assembly